Ambispora leptoticha is the source of this 342-nucleotide messenger RNA. Lineage: Eukaryota; Fungi; Glomeromycota; Glomeromycetes; Archaeosporales; Ambisporaceae. The record is from the annotation of a GenBank genome assembly.
AUGUCAGACAACGACUUCGUUCAUUCUUAUGACCGCAGUACUGGUGAACGACAUCACGAAGAAGUGUAUGGCGGCAAAACUCAUAAAGCCAAAUUGUCACAUGAAGCUGUGGCUGGCGCUGCAGCAUUUGCUGCUUUUAGAGCAUACGAGAAAAAAAGAGAGAAGGAAGGCAAAAAAGACAAUCAUGCUUUGGCUAAAGAGCUUAUUGCCGCUCUCGCUGCUGCUGAAGCAGAAAAAUUAUUUGAAACUAAAGGAUUAGAUUUUCUUGAUAAAAGGAAAGCCGAAAAACAUGCAAGAGAUGCAGCAGAAAAAUUAUAUACUCAGCAUUAUGAGGAUAAAUAA